AUCAAAUUCAGGCUCACUUUUCAGUUAAUUCGUUGCUGCUGACGUCACACGGCGAUGGCUUUCAUCUCUGAAACUUCCGACGACGGCUCUAAUGGCGGCGAUCCAACCAAGAAUCCGCAACAAGAAAAAGAAGAUAAUCAAAACGAGAAUCCGCAACAAGUUGAAGAGAAUCCACAAGAAGUUGAUGAGAAUCCACAAGAAGUUGAAGAGAAUCCACAAGAAGAAGCAGAGAAUCUUCCUCCGAUUCCUCAAGAAAUCCCAGAAGAACUCAUCGAAAGUACCGUCGCACUCGUCCGGAGUUGUCAUUACCCGUCGCUAUCUCUCCUCUCCAAAGCCUUUCGUCGCGUCAUAUCUUCUCCAGGACUCUACCACAGCCGCUUGCUCCUCGGCCUCACCGACCCGGUUCUUUACGCCUUGAUCGGAUUGAGACUGUAUAUUCUCAAUCGAAACGUUCCAAGAAAUAUCUCUUUACGAUUGAGCGAAAUCGGUUCACUUCCUCCUCUGAAUCAUGGAUCUGCGGUGGUCACAAUCGGAUACGAUAUUUCCAAGGUGAAGGAUCUUUUUAUUACAUCUACUGUUUUAGCAGCUUGUUGAUAUGAAGAAAAAGUGAUGCAGAAGCUGUUAUAUCUGACACCUUAAAGAGUAACUCGUCUUUCUUUACCUUUGUGCACAAUAUUGGCCGUUCUUGUUUUAGCCUUGAGUGUUCUUAAGCUAGUGUAAAAUAGGCCAUUCUUGUUUUAGCUAUACUCUGUUUUUUUGUGCAGUUGCACUAAUAUAACGAAACCUAUUCU
Molecule: messenger RNA, 791 nt
Organism: Arabidopsis arenosa
Lineage: Eukaryota; Viridiplantae; Streptophyta; Magnoliopsida; Brassicales; Brassicaceae
Source: the annotation of a GenBank genome assembly